CCCUAAACCGGUUAACCCUUCAAGAGACUUGAUUGAAUUCUGCUUGCUCAGGUCAGUCUGGCCUCAGCACAGUAAUUUUAACAAGCACCUGUUGUGCAACCCCGAAAUCUUGACAAAUGAUGAAAAGAAGCAAGACAACUGUCUUAACAUUUGCCCAAAAAUGCAAGAAUAUAUUAGCAUCAAAUUGGCAAGGAAGCCUUCACACCAUCAAAGCCGACGCUAAAGGAAGCAAGGAGGAAAUAUACAGUUCAAAAGUAAAAUACUUUGUGAAGAAGGGGAAGCCGUACAUCUGGGUACCCGAAAGGGACUUGCAUAAUGUGAACACGGUCAUUGACGAGCGUGGUUCUUUUGCUGUUACCAGGCCCUUCCCAGGCCCACUCGCGAACUUGCUUAGAUCAACAGAAAAGCUACCAGCUCGUGUUGCUCUGACCGGAGAUGUUGUACCUCUUAAAGAUGAAAAGGCUAAGUUAGCUGCAGAAAGCCUUAGAGAAAUAGUACUAUCAGAACAGCGAGCAAUUAAAGAGUCUAGUUAUUCAGUUUCUGGUGUAUUAACUUCGUCUAGUCUUGGUUCUACAUCUCGAAGUGAAAACCUUCAGGAGCUGCUAGAUAGCGACAAACGAUAUGUGGUGUAUAAGUUUAAUCUAAGCUCAUGCAUGUACCUUGAUGGUAAUGGAGACAGUCAUGAAGUAGAUUUGGAGGAUAUCGAGGCAUCCAAGGCAGAUCCUUUAUCACCUUUUUCUACAAGCCUGAUUGAUGGGAUUAAUCAAAGUGAAGUGAGGCGUAGGGCUUUAAUUCUUUUCUGCAUCACAUACUUGAAUAAUCAUGCAAAGGAUGCGUUUAUGCUUUCCGUAGAUAGAAAGGGAUUUGAUGUGCUAGGAAAAGUUCUAGGUCCAGUGAAGAAUGAUGGCUCUCGUGAAUACCAUUGGAAGGAGUUCAGAAUCGCGUUCAAAGAAGAGGCACAAGAUGUUGAAACAUUUUGUCUUCGGCUUGUGGAAAUGGAAGAAGCUGCCCUCAAGAAAGUAUCAAGUUUUAGUGGUAUAUAACAGAAGUAAUCAGAGGGACUAGUUCAAACUGCAGGGGCAAGGCACAAGGAAGAGGGAGGGGGCAAGCAUAAUCAACCAAGAAGUGGGGAUCCUGUGGUUGCAUUUGAUCAAUACUUCCGCCAAAGUCAUUCAUCAGGUGAGGUUAAGAAGAUUGAAUGGAUGUGACUACAAUCAGUCGAUUCUUUUGCGCUCCAACUCAACUGGCUUUCGUGGCAGUUGGGAAGCCACUAUUGACUCUAAAUUAGUUAGAACAAUCUAGUUUUUGGUUCAGGAACUAAAGGGUUCGUUUGUUUAGUAGGAGAAUAAUAGAAAAUGCAAGAAAGAGAAAAUUUUUAAAAUUUUUAUGUGUUUGGUUAGCAUGAAAAGGAAAAUGAUGGAA
Messenger RNA from Ilex paraguariensis (yerba mate), 1422 nucleotides. Lineage: Eukaryota; Viridiplantae; Streptophyta; Magnoliopsida; Aquifoliales; Aquifoliaceae. The record is from the annotation of a GenBank genome assembly.